AUGGCAGACAUCUCAAGCAUUGAGAAGCGAGAUGUUCUCCACAACGAAGAUGUACACGACUCAGAUCUCGGUGCUGCGAAAGAGCAAGACCUGUAUCAUGGAACACUCACUCCCGAGGAGAAGAUCAUCGAGAAGCAGUUGCGACGAAAGAUUGACACUCUGAUUAUGCCUCUGGUCGUCAUGGUAUAUUUGAUGAAUUAUAUCGAUAGGAACAACUAUGCUGCAGCCAGAUUGCAAGGCCUGGAAGACAGUCUAGGCCUCAACGAUACCCAAUAUCAACUAGGCUUGAGUAUUUUGUUUGUUGGAUACGUUCUUAUGCAAGUACCGUCCAACUUGCUUCUCAACCACUGUGGCAGACCCGCGUACUACCUUGGAUUCUUCAUCUGUGUGUGGGGAUUGGUUUCCGCCUUGACCUCACAAGUCUCAACUCCAGCUGGGAUCAUUGUUUGUCGAUUCAUUCUGGGCGUUGUCGAAGCCCCUUUCUUCCCGGGUGUACUCUUCUACCUCUCCAAGUGGUACACCAAAGAGGAACUCAAUCUACGGAUGUCCAUUUUUUUCUCUGGAUCCUUGAUUUCUGGGGCCUUUGGGAAUUUGAUCGCUGCUGGAAUCCUCAGCGGACUUGACAAUGUUCGAGGCUAUCGUGCAUGGCAAUGGCUGUACAUUAUCGAAGGUGUGACCACGAUUGGACUAGGUAUCAUCGUUAUCUUUUUCCUCCCCGACUUUCCAACCACUUGGCGUCUGCUUUCACCAGAGAUGCGAGCUGUGGCAAUACGCAGAAUGGCGCUUGACGCGAGGGAGGCUGAUGUCGAUGUUGGUGGAGGCAUGUCUCAGAUCGCAGGAAUGAAAGCUGCCUUUCUCGACCCAAAGACGUACAUACUCGCUCUGGCCUACCAUGGCAUCACGGGCGCCGCUGGAUUCCAAAACUUCUACCCGACAUUGACUCGCAGUUUAUAUCCCAACCUUACUGGAACGACACUCAGGAUCCGAUCGCUAUUGCUCUGUGCACCCCCAUAUGUCUUCACUGUCAUAUGGUCCCUAUCGCACGGAUUCGCCUCUGACAAGGUCGGCAAUCGCUUCUGGUUCUACAUGUACCCUAUCCCGAUUGUGAUUGCGGGAGCAUUAGUAUUCAUGUUCACAGAAUCAUUCGGCGGCCGCUACUUUAGCCUGUUUAUGCUCAAUGCGAUUUUCGUAAUGAACGGGACAAUCUAUGCAUGGAUCGCCAACGCCAUCCCACGGCCACCAGCUAAACGUGCUGCAUCUCUAGCCUUCAUGAACAGCAUCGGAAAUGCAGCCUCAAUCUGGACCCCAUUUACCUAUGGGGAGAAUGAUGCACCGCACUAUAUCAAGGCCAUGGGGAUCAACAUUGGACUUGUCAGUAUUGCUGGAAUCUGUGGCAUCAUUAUGAAAUUUUACUUGGAGUAUCAGAACAGACAGCUCGACAGAAUGGAGAAUGAGGACCACGAGCUCACCGAGCGGGACAUUAGGAAAUUGCAAAAGACUGCCGAAAUGGAGGGUAUCAGUUUCCAAGCAGCGAGAGCUCUGCAGAAGGGAUAUAGGUAUAUUAUCUAG
This is a messenger RNA of Ramularia collo-cygni, 1569 nucleotides long. Its product is annotated as probable MFS transporter. The transcript has 5 exons. Gene Ontology annotation, molecular function: transmembrane transporter activity. Gene Ontology annotation, cellular component: membrane. Gene Ontology annotation, biological process: transmembrane transport. The record is from RefSeq and is a predicted model, not a curated record. NCBI's taxonomy places the organism in Eukaryota, Fungi, Ascomycota, Dothideomycetes, Mycosphaerellales, Mycosphaerellaceae. Bases 1 to 1569 code for a protein of 522 amino acids.